Messenger RNA from Rosa chinensis, 1083 nucleotides. Its product is annotated as germin-like protein subfamily T member 2. NCBI's taxonomy places the organism in Eukaryota, Viridiplantae, Streptophyta, Magnoliopsida, Rosales, Rosaceae. Gene Ontology annotation, cellular component: cell wall. Bases 271 to 945 code for a protein of 224 amino acids. The record is from RefSeq and is a predicted model, not a curated record. Gene Ontology annotation, molecular function: manganese ion binding. The transcript has a single exon.
UAACCUCAACCAAUUUCUAGAAUAUGAUUUUUGACCAUUAUUAAGCAUCACUGCUUAAUUGUAUAUGAUAGGUUUGGUGAAUUCUCCCCAUCAUAAUUGCUGAUGCUACUCUGUUGAAUUCUGGUUUCUUGCUGUGAUAGGUUGUUUGUGUAGUUUCUAGUUGUUGCCUUGAAUCCAAUAAAUUUCACCUCAGCAGGGCAAGAAUAUAGAGAACCAGGGUCUGUAAGGUCUGAGGGUACUUGAUUUUGAAAGCAAACGUCUUUGGCAGCCAUGUUGACCUCAUCAGGCUUAAGCUUCCACCAGCUAUCCUGCCUUACACUUUUGGUAAUGCUUCUUCUUCCCCUGCCCUCCCAUUCCGCAGACCCUGAUCCAUUACAAGACUUCUGUGUCGCAGAUGUGAGUGCCUCCCCCUCAGUUAAUGGCUUUCCUUGCAAGGCCUCAUCGCAGAUCACCUCAGAUGAUUUUUUCUUUGACGGACUGAGCAAAGCAGGGAACACAACCAAUCUGUACAGAGCGACUGUAACAGCUGGGAAUGUCCUUGCAUUUCCCGGGCUGAACACCCUUGGGAUAUCGAUGAACAGAGUUGACUUUGCUCCUGGUGGACUCAAUCCACCACACUCACACCCUCGUGCAAGUGAGUCUGGGGUGGUCAUUAAAGGAAAGCUGCUUGUGGGAUUUGUGACAACUAACAAUGUGUAUUACUCCAAGGUCUUGAGUGCUGGGCAGAUGUUUGUGGUUCCGAGGGGACUUGUUCACUUUCAGCUAAACGUUGGAAAAGGGAAGGCCCUUGCCUUCACAGCUUUCAACAGCCACUUACCAGGCGCUUCUGUGCUUUCUUUUAAUCUGUUUGCUUCGACACCUUCCAUCCCUGAUGCAGUGUUAACCAAGGCCUUUCAAGUAGAUGAUGAUGUUAUCAACAACAUUCGAUCCAAGUUUGGCUUUUAGAAUACUAACGUCAUACUCUGAUUUUGUUUGUAUGCUCUGUUGUUAAAUUGGGCUUUGUCUCUCUUCGUCUGUUUUAAUCUUUCUAUAGGUGUAUUGGUCUCAUCAUAUAUAGAAACAUACAGGAACUUUUCUCUCGUU